This is a messenger RNA of Cyphellophora europaea CBS 101466, 2190 nucleotides long. RefSeq lists its product as uncharacterized. The record is from RefSeq and is a predicted model, not a curated record. The coding region runs from base 1 to 2190 and encodes 729 amino acids. The transcript has a single exon. Gene Ontology annotation, biological process: pseudouridine synthesis. Gene Ontology annotation, molecular function: RNA binding; pseudouridine synthase activity. Lineage: Eukaryota; Fungi; Ascomycota; Eurotiomycetes; Chaetothyriales; Cyphellophoraceae. Gene Ontology annotation, cellular component: nucleus.
AUGGAGCAAUCUGUCGCCGACGAGAGGCCAGCUAAGCGACUCAAGACCUCAGAGCUGUUGGCCACCGAUGAAGCUGCUCAGAAUGGGACAUCCCCAAUUGAGCACGGCGCAAAUUCUUCGCCAGAAGAGAAGACUAUCAACACGCGAGAAGCGGUAGAGCGGAAGGAGCAACUAGUGGGCAUCACUGCAUUCAUCAAUCCCCAACAGCAAGCGUUGGCUGGCAUCUACAAGAAGCGCUACACAGAUUUCCUGGUUAACGAGAUUCUUCCGAAUGGCCAAGUAUUGCACCUCAAAAGCACCACUGUUACGAAGAAGAUUGCGGAUUCGGCCAAACAGCAGACUGGUCAAGGACCAAACACGCAAGAAGCCCGGCAGAAUGGUGAUUCCGCCCAAAUCUCCGACGCUCAAGGAGAAGAGAAGUCCAACGUGAAGCAAGAACAGAGCUCAGAGAUAUCCGAGGAAGACCGGGCGAAGCUUGUAGAAUACCUUGGUGAGACUGCCGUUGCCGAAAUCCUCGCUCUCUUCGCCGCCAUUACCACCCAUCCGAAGAAGCGGGCUCGCGAUCAUCCAUUCGUCAAGACAUCCUUCACGUCUGAUCGAACUGUCCGCACCGAAAUCCAUCAAGCAAUCCGUCGGAUCUUCCAUUCUCGCAUCGAUUCAUCAACCAACAACGAAGGCAUUCUCGUUCUGUCCGCUGCCAACCCCAAUUUUCGAAACAAUCACCAAUCUCGCGUUGGCAAACUCUCAUGGAUCGAACGCGGUGGUGAACAUUGCCACUUUACGCUCUACAAAGAGAUGAAGGACACAAUGGAGAGCAUUUCGUUCCUAGCUUACCUCAUGAAGAAGAACGCCAGGGAUUUCCAGAUCGCCGGCACAAAGGAUCGGCGAGCGGCCACAGUGCAACGCGUAAGCGUAUGGCGGGUGGAGGCUGAGCGAGUGGCCGCCCUCAAUCGUAACCAAACGAUGCGUAAUGCUACCCUUGGUGACUUCGAGUAUCGUACAUCUGGGCUUCAGCUUGGCGACUUGUCCGGCAACGAGUUUGUGGUGACGCUGCGUGAUUGUCGCUUUAUUGAUGGAAGCAACGAUACUGAAGCCAUCCGGUCGUCACUGCAGGCAUCACUAGCCAACGCACGCACCGACGGCUUCCUCAACUACUACGGGCUUCAACGAUUCGGAACCUUCGCUGUGCGUUCUGAUGUGAUUGGCUUGCAGCUACUUAAGGGCGACUUCGAAGGAGCUUGCAAUUCCAUACUUGAUUAUCCCACAUCCGCACUCAAUGAAGAUGAUUCGACCGUUGGUCGUGAUGACCGGGAUCGAGCACGGGCCAUUAAGAUAUUUAAGGAAACCAAUAGCAUCAGAGACUCUUUGGCGGUGAUGCCAAAGCGGCUGAGCGCUGAGACAGCUGUGAUCAGGGCAUUGGGCCGGAAAGGAAAUGACUUUCUGGGCGCACUGAUGACCUUGCAGCGGAAUAUGCGGCAGAUGUACGUACACGCGUACCAGAGUUUGGUGUGGAAUACGGCGGCCACGAACAGAUGGCGGCUAUGGGGCAACAGGGUCAUUGAAGGCGAUCUCGUGCUCGUGAAGGAACACAACGACAAGGAUGCUGAUGGAGCCGCUGCAGACGAAGGCGUUGACGCCGACGGAGAGGUUGUGAUUCAUGCGGAAGGAGAGGACCGAGCAAAGGGCGAAGAGAGCUUCGACCGGGCAAGGGCUCUGACACAAACAGAAGCCGAGUCUGGAAAGUACAGCAUUUUUGAUCUCGUGCUGCCACUUCCGGGUUUCGACGUCAUUUACCCUCAGAAUGAAAGCGGAGGGGACUAUUACAAGGAAAUCAUGGGCAAGGACGGCCUUGAUCCCUUCGAUAUGCGCCGCGGCCAGAAGGAUUUCAGCCUCAGCGGUAGCUAUCGCAAGAUCGUUGCUCGCAUUGGCGCAGAUUUUGAUGUUCAAGCGCACCGCUACACCCAGGAUGAUGAGCAAUUCGUCUUGACGGACCGAGAGGCGCUGAUGGGAAAGCGUACUGACGAGAAGAGACCGGAGGUGGAGGAUGGGGUGCCGGCAGCUGAGGAACAGAAGACAGCAGCUGUAUUGAAAUUCCAGCUCGGCACAAGCCAAUAUGCGACAAUGGUGUUGAGAGAAUUGUCCAGUGGUGGUUUGGAGGAGUACAAGCCAGGCUUCUCCGGCGGAAGAUAG